ACGGAAACCCCUACGCAGCAGAGAUCUAGAAGACACAGUUCCUCAUCGAAAGAAGACAGUCCGCCGUGGCGUUCAGCGACCCCCACCGGCCGACCCUGCCGGCCACUGCGCGCUCAGAUGCAAAUUCUCCACUCCGUUCUUUCUCUUCUACGGCGACCUGGCGUUUCUACCUCUCCUGCUCUCCUCUAUCCCAUGGCGUCUCCUCCGUGUCACUGGUGGCCACCGGCGCUCUCGCGACGAGUUUUCCGACUCAUGGUGGCUCCCAAUUCACCUGCACGUGGUAUUUCCCGAUUUCCUCAUGGUUCUCGGAACAUGGCCAUUACCUGUGGAGAAAAAGCUAAUGAGCCAGACAGGAGAUUUCUCGCCUCUUGUACCAGCAAAAGUUCUGCUAUCACCCAAGGCAUCAUAGAGACGAGGGGCACACCCAAUCAGUUCAUUGCUCGUUAUGGCGAUAGCCGUCUUGCCAAUGGUGAAUAUGAGAGGAGGACCGACAUGGUUGCAAUUAAUGGGGACGAAGAUGAUUGUAGAACUACCUUUGAGGUUAUAGAUGUUAUAGCGGGCAAACACGAUGCGCGUGGAAACAUUGUGGACACCUCUGGGUGUGAGGAAGACAGGAGCGCAACCAUGGGCCACACAGGGGAAGCUUUCGUCAGUGACGAUGACAAAGAAGAUGUGAUCACGAAUACAAAGAUGAAUGAGAGUUCUGAUGCACCGAUGUAUCCUCGUUACCAUGUCGACGAUGUAAUUCCUAUGGAUAUACUUCCGGAAAGUAGGCACCGUGAUGGUUCUAUAUACAGGGCCACUCAUAUGUGGAAAAAAAACUACAAUAUUGCUGACCGUACUGAAACUCGGUUCGAGGCAACGAUGUUAUCAGAUGCCACAAAUUGCAUCAUCCGUGAUGGAAUUUGUGUGAUGCAUCCACCUUGUUGUAUGUUGCAGGUUUUUUCAUUAAAGUUGGCUAAACUUUAUGUGGAUGGUGGCUCAGUAGAGUUGUAUGGAUACGUAGCAGCACGGGAUGGUUUGGAUCCAUUGCUUAAUUAUAUUGUCAAUGUUAGCAGGGACGAUCCCAUCGUCGUGGAGCAGGGUUCUCUGAUCAACAUGGCUGGCCCUAAGCGAGGGAUAGACUUGUGUGGCUCUACUCUAAUCGAAUUCGACAUGAGGAUCAAGACAGGUGAACAGGAAAAGGAUGAUUUACAACUGAUCGAUGGUGUAUCAGACAUAGACGGAGUGGCCUUAUGGGAUCGUUGCACAUUCACAAAUCGCAUCCAUGGCGAUUAUGGCGCAGUUGACUUAACUGCAUCAUGUCUUGAACAAGCAGUUGAGGCGUCUGUAGAAGUUGUCAUUUCAGAAGUGCAUAGCAGUUUUAAUUUGUGUCUAAUUUGUUUUAUCCGUGGGUUGAAUGAGGAACUCAAACUCUUUGAUGGUGGUAUUGGUGAGCCACGCGGCUUGAAUAGGUCUGUGGUUGCUGUGAUGGAGGAUUCUUGGAUGGAUUUGAAGUUCAAGGUAGGCGCGGAGUCAUCCAGUUCAGCUGAACAUUGUUGCUCCUUCAAAGCGAACAACCAUGGUCGUGCUACUCAAGAGAUAAAGACUGGUUUUGGGUUGAUCUCAGUGAAGGUGACCUGGUCCACUUUGAAUCUUUGAUUGGUCGGUAGCAGGCUUAUUUCAGUGCAUUCCAACCUUCGCAGGGAAGUUAUGUCUGUGACUCCGCUAAGACAUCCAGGUUAGCAGUUUAUGAGUCCUGAACUAGUGAACUUGUGGUUGAUCUUGUACAUACACUACGUUUCAGGUAACUAAAGCUGCCUUCAGCAA
Messenger RNA from Lolium perenne, 1809 nucleotides. RefSeq lists its product as uncharacterized. Lineage: Eukaryota; Viridiplantae; Streptophyta; Magnoliopsida; Poales; Poaceae. The record is from RefSeq and is a predicted model, not a curated record.